This is a messenger RNA of Penicillium paradoxum, 222 nucleotides long. RefSeq lists its product as uncharacterized. Bases 1 to 222 code for a protein of 73 amino acids. The transcript has a single exon. The record is from RefSeq and is a predicted model, not a curated record. Lineage: Eukaryota; Fungi; Ascomycota; Eurotiomycetes; Eurotiales; Aspergillaceae.
AUGACUCAGAGUGAAGACACUGAUAAGACGCAGGCCGUGCUCUGCUGCCUUUUUGAGGCCGAACAGUGUGCUUCGUGGUCCCUGAUAACGGGCAAAUUCGGCCGAGAGGAAGAGUUUCCCGUGGAAAACUACAGCGCCAAAUGGGCCAGAAGCGAUCUCGCAGUGUCGCUGAGGAGCAAAGUCACGGUCAAAUGGCAGACAGUCGGGAUUCGCGGCUUCUGA